Molecule: messenger RNA, 1861 nt
Organism: Scleropages formosus (Asian bonytongue)
Lineage: Eukaryota; Metazoa; Chordata; Actinopteri; Osteoglossiformes; Osteoglossidae
Gene: ssr1
Product: signal sequence receptor, alpha
Exons: 9
Coding region: 78-932 (284 amino acids)
Cellular component (GO): endoplasmic reticulum membrane; endoplasmic reticulum
Source: RefSeq, a predicted model, not a curated record
AGUGCCCCGGAUGAACGGCGGUCGCCAUUAUUGAACGUACGAAGUGGACUGUUCAUUGCAUUUUCGUCGGAUGAACGAUGCUGAAGCUGCUGCCGAAAUUCCUCUUGCUGGCGCUGUUGGCGCUCCCAGCGAGCCUUCUGCUGAAGGGGCCUGUAGUUGCAGCGCAGGAUGCAACGGAAGACGAGGAGGCUGCAGAGGAUGUGAUUGCUGAAGAUGAAGAUGAUGAAGCAGAAGUUGAGGAUGAUGAUAAUACAGAACUGACUGAAGAAAAAGAGGAAGACCUUCCUUCAGGAGAGGCAAAGGCAUCUCCUAAUGCUGACACCACUAUCCUGUUUGUGAAAGGAGAAGAUUUCCCUGCCAACAACAUUGUGAAGUUCUUGGUUGGCUUCACCAACAAGGGCAGCGAAGACUUUGUGGUGGAGUCCCUGGAUGCCUCUUUUCGGUACCCACAGGACUUCCAAUUCUACAUCCAGAACUUCACAGCCUUGCAGCUGGGCACUUUGGUGUCACCACAGCGGCAGGCCACCUUUGAGUACUCCUUCAUCCCUGCAGAGCCCAUGGGUGGGCGUCCCUUCGGCCUGGUCAUUAACCUCAACUACAAAGACAGCACCGGAAAUGUGUUCCAAGAUGCUGUGUUCAACCAAACUGUGACCGUCACUGAAAAAGAAGAUGGUCUGGAUGGAGAAACCAUCUUCAUGUACGUUUUCCUGUCUGGCUUGGGUCUGCUGCUGGUGGUUGGGCUCCAUCAGCUUCUGGAAUCCAGGAAGAGACGAAGACCGGCACCCAAAGUGGAAAUGGGCACAUCAAACCAUAAUGACGUGGACAUGAGCUGGAUUCCUCAAGAGACCCUCAACCAGAUCAUGCAGAGCAGACGAGAUAAAGCCUCGCCCCGAAAGAGGACGCAGAAGAGGUCCGCCGGCUCCGAUGAGUGACGCUCCGCCCCGACCGACGCAUCAGACGCAACCGCCGCCCGAUCUUGUCACAAGGCACAGCGAGCCAGACGGGGAGGAGCCAACCAGCCACAUCUCUGAAAUUCACAGCCCCUCAUUGUUUUGACUUUAAGAAAUGGUUAAAUGGGCUUGUAAAGGUUUCCGCUUCCGUAGGAACACGACCGUCUCACUUUCGUGAACGGAUCCUAUAGCCAUCAUUUCAAUUUGUCCUCAUAGCGAGCAAAGUGCUGGUUGGUCCUGCUGAGGGACACAAAGGGUCGUUGUCUGUUGUGCUGCCCAACAAAACUGGAAAAAGCCGGGUGGAGAUGUGGUCCAGACUUUUUUUUUUUUUUUCUCUCCCCCCCUCUCUUCCCCCCCCUCCUUAAUAAAUAAGGCAAGUGAGAUUUGACAAACUACCACUGACAUGCCCAGGAGUUAAUUUCUUCCCUACUCGUGAAUUGAAAGCUUUGUGUGCAUGGAUGCAGGUAAUUGUUUUUAUGGGCUUCUCUGGUGAAAUGUUUGAAUAUUUUGGUAUGUGAGUAGGUUACAAACUGUGACAGACUGAGUCCAACCAGGUGUCCUGUCUAUAGUGUUCAGUGUGCCUGCUUUUUAUUAUUCUGUUAGAACAAUGUGACUUAAUGUAUUCCUUAAGAGGGCAACAAGGACAAGUGUAAAUUGAGCAUUUUAUGCUUGUUUUAUUUCCGUUUUGCAUAUUCCAGAACGCAUGGUUCCACUUAACAGAAGUGGCUGAAAGUAAGCUCUUCAUUUUUCAGUCAUGCAUUGACCUGUUUAUUAUUUUAUUUUGCAUGUCCUUUAAUUUAAAGUUUGUGGCUUGGUAUGAGCUGCACUUCCAGAUGAAUUUCAAGCUCUGCACCCCUUACCCCUUCAAAGGUCGCCCACCGUGGCUUUUACAUGCCGGCUGCAAAUUUAUU